Molecule: messenger RNA, 2093 nt
Organism: Schistosoma curassoni
Lineage: Eukaryota; Metazoa; Platyhelminthes; Trematoda; Strigeidida; Schistosomatidae
Source: the annotation of a GenBank genome assembly
CAAACUAUUAUCUUUCUUUAGUGUCUUCAUUUAUAUUAGCAACUGCUACUGGCUACGUCCGCGUGGUUUGAAAUUGAUCAAUAACGACAAUGUUCGGGGAUGACUUGUUUUCAUGCUUUUUGCCGGGAAAUUUCUUUUCGAAUUCGAUGAUGAAUGAUAAUCAUUUCAGUCGGGCGCUCAUGGCUCAUGAGAGGGCAUUCAGACAUGUACAUCAAGAAUUCCAAAGAGUCGCGCAAGAAAUAUUUGAUUCUUCAGCGCUACCUAGACAGUUUUUCAAUUCGCAAUUCAGAGAUAUUUCCAUAAUUCCACCUGAUCGAGGUACUCAAAGAGUAACGCUAAGCGAUCCAAAUGAUAUAGUUGGUAAUUCACGCGUACACAGGCAUAGAAAUAAUGAUCCUGUGACAUUCGAAAGAACCAGACUGCAAUGGUAUGACUCGAAUACUCGUAGGUCAUUCUUGCCUGAGCCACCUGCCCGUCCUAAAGUAUUAGGAUUUAUGAAUGCUGAUGAACUGAAAAAACUUCCUACGAGCAUUUAUAGAAUUAAAAAGACCUCAUCAACAAGUGAAGACACAUUUACAUCACCUAAUGCGACUACAAAUUCAUCAAAUGCUCCUAAUAUUGUACCUGUUCUUAAUGAAAACCAAAGUAAUAUGACACCAUCUGGUGGUACACAUUAUCUUGAACCAGAAUCAAAAACAACUACUCUUGUCCAAAUUCAGCCAAUACAAUCAUCUCCAGCACGUGGUCAUCCUGAAUGUGAAAUAUGUUUAAUUGAAUAUCAAGAUAAAGAUCGCCUCCGCCAUCUUCCUUGUGGACAUGCAUUCCACAUGAAAUGUAUUGACGCCUGGCUAAAACAGUCAACAACUUGUCCGAAAUGUCGUGCUGGUGUUCGUGCUGGACUUGCUCGGUUAGAACGCAACCGUCAGCGACAGAGAGCUCAAUCAAAUAGUGGGACAACUUCGAAACCGACGCCCAUACGAGCUGUUCGUUCACGUCCAGGUGCAUCAACUUCAAAUGUUCAAGAACAGCAUCGUCCAUCGAAUUCCAGACAAGUUUCGCAAACAACCAAUAGAAAUCAGAUAACCAAUCAGAGUUCUGUUGUUGGGACUGCUUCCGAUACACAGAAUAAUCGUACUACUCGCAGUCGACCUAAACCUUCAGCUGCUUCAACUUAUGCUACGUCUACCAUUUCUACUAAUCGCACUACAAAUGCUCCAGUUAAUCAACGAAAUCAACGUUCCGUUUUGCAACCUGGUUCCAAUCAGCAAGGUUGUUCAUCAGAACUUAAUAAUGAAAACCACGAUGAAGAUGAUCUUAAGCAUCUAACUAAUAUUAAACCCAGUACUCGUGAAAAUACAGUGUCUCAAAAUAAAGUUAACGAGUCAAUUAUCGCUCGACGGAAAGCUGUUGAAGCAGCUUUGAAAAGGGCGGCCUUAUCAGAAACUAUUCAAUAACAGAUUGAAGGAAAUCCACUUCCAACCUCAACAUAAGACAUAUAAUUAUCAGUUUAUUCUAUACGCCUAAUAUCAUUUGUUUCUUCACUUACUCAUCUAUUCAUUAAACAAUUGCCCUCGAACUCAAUCGAAAUAUGAUUAUUGCAGAUAUUCAAUGACUCAUGUGAUUAUAUUUUACUAUCAUUUUCAUUAUUAUUGUCAUUGUUAUCAUUAAUAUUAUUGUUCUAGGAAACUUAUUUCUUUCUUUCGUUUGUGUAGUUUACUCGUAUUUUUUUCCACAUUCUAUCAUUACAUUACUUGUCUUAUGUAUGUUAUAGUUACAGAGCAGUAUGAAAGUAUCUAGAUAAUUUGGUCAGUUUAUUUGUUAAAGUUCAAACUACUUUAAAUGUUAGCGAUGUUUUUUCUUCAAAACAGAACACAUAAAAGAUAAAAAGGGAAAGAACUCUAUCUUGGUCACAUAUUCAAUUUUAUUGGCGUAGAUAUUUGCGCAUUUCGAAAAUGUUCAUGGUAAUAAUAUUACAGAGUUUUCUUCGUUCAAGAAUUAUAUAAUCUUUUGACUUAUAGAUAUACAUUUUUAAAACAACGAUGUACUAUCAUUUUAAUCGGCUUUCAAUAUUUGUGUCAUUCUAUGAGUUACUU